AUGGGCAACAAGCAGUCGAAGAGACGAGAUUCCAGUCUCUCAAUUGUUUCCGACGCCACUGGUGACACUAGCAAAGUGCCACGCACAUGGCGCGGACAUCGACGCGGCAUAUUGAGCUCCUUCGGCUACAGAACAACGGUAGAAAUGCUGGGCGAUGAAGUGCCACCAGACAACAUCUUCACGCCAAUCCAGGCCGAUAAUAUCCUGUCACAGAUCCCGAUUAGCAAUCACCACCCAGUGCCGCGAACGGGCAUCGAAGACAACGACCUGCGAACGCUACACACAAACAGUUUCUACGCUAACGCGUUUCUGAGGGACCAGAACCAGCCCAUAUGGACUCAUCCGUAUUCGAUAUGGUGGGGUAAGGGAUCGCUGGACCCAGGCACAUUGGGGACGUGGGGCAUCAAUGUCGGACAUGUUGAGAAAGCAGAUUUGCAAUACGGGCCAGGAGAGCCUCCGAAGGUGCGCUGUGUCUUCAAUAAUCCGCGCAAACAGUCCAUCAUUCUGUCCGCGGCAGAGCUCGACUCGCAAACUACCUUGACCACCGAUACGCACCUCCCAUUUUCAGUCAACAUCAACCUAAAUGUUCAAUCAAGGUCCAGAGAACCAAAGAUUACGUUCCCCGUCGUACAAGGAAUGGGCUUCGUCACUGCAGGAUACAGAAACGCAAUGCCGACUGUGCAGACUGGUGGAAGGGGUUGGGUAGAGGUGGAAAAGCCAGUCAUGCUUGGACGGACGGCCAAAUACAGAGUAAAGGAUUUUGACGGUCGUGACUGGCUGAUAUACGUGGUUCCUCUUUUGAGUACCACGUAUGAUGCUCGGCAGCUCGUCCAGAUCGAUGCUAGCACACUAUUGGGUCCACCAGCUUUUCAAGGCACAAUACAGGUGGCAAGGAAUCCGCUGGGCAUCAGAGGGGAAGCGAUCUACGACAGAGCCGUUGGUGCUUUUGUGUGUGAAGCCAAGCUCACUGCCAUCGUUAACGAGGCGAAAGCCACAUACUCAUUUAGCUACACGAAGAUUGGAACGUCUCCGUUGCUGAUGUGGGCUUUGCCACACCAUAUCCAGUCUCUUGAUGCUGAGCUCAGAUCUCACGUCACCGAGCUACACCUGCGGACCUCAACGAAGGGUAUGGCGACGGCUGUUUGGGCCGAGAAGCUGACGUUCAUUGAACCACAUCUUCCUGUCACUAUGUCUUUCGGUCCCUGGAGCCCUACGAUGGGUGCUAACGCAAAGAUACGCUAUCCGCCGGACACUCUCGCUUUCAUCAGCUCAACCGCAGAGCGUGACUUACGCCGCGCCAUGACUGAGCCAAUACCUCCAGACUCCUACUACUACGCUGGCAAGACACUGGCCAAGUUCGCGACUAUUGUUUGGGUCAUCAAAGAUGUGCUGGGAAAUGACGAGGUGGCGUCGACUGGUCUAGCGAAGCUGAAGCACGAGAUGGCGAAGUACGUCGCGAAUCAACAGCGAUACCCCCUCUACUACGAUAACAGCUGGAAGGGAGUCGUAUCGAAUGCUGGCUUCAACGACCCAGGUGCAGACUUUGGAAAUACGCACUACAACGACCACCACUUCCACUUCGGCUAUUUUGUAUACACAUCAGCCGUUAUCGGGUAUUUGGACCUAGAUUGGCUGACGCAAGGCCACAACAAAGCUUGGACAAAUAUGCUCGUCAAGGACUUUGCCGAGAGCGAAUACAACGGUAGAGACUAUCCUUUCCAGCGCAGCUUCGAUUGGUGGCACGGUCACAGUUGGGCGAAAGGAUUGUUCGAGUCAGCAGAUGGGAAGGAUCAAGAAAGUACGAGUGAGGAUGGCUUCGCAAGCUACGCGGUCAAGAUGUGGGGCAAGGUCAUUGGCGAUGCGAACAUGGAGAAGCGAGGUAACCUCAUGCUCGCAGUCCAAGCGCGCUCUUUCAACAACUACUUCUAUCUCCUUAGCAACAACCCCGUCCAACCGCCACGCUUCGUACCUAACAAAGUCACUGGGAUCCUCUUCGAAAACAAAAUCGAUUACACGACUUACUUCGGCGACAACCCCGCACUCAUUCACGGCAUCCACAUGGUCCCCCUUAACCCUGCAUCCUCUUACCUGCGUCCCCGCGCCUUCGUCAAGGAAGAGUGGGGCGCCAUGUUCAGCGACGGCAGGGCGCUGAGAGACGGACCCGACGGCGCCCAUGGUGGCUGGAGGGGCAUUUUGCAUGCGAAUCUUGCGCUGCUGGAUCCGAAGGCUAGUUUUGCGUUUUUCAGGGAUGGCGUCAGUGGGCACUGGGAUGAUGGGUGGAUCGAUGGGGGGGCGAGUAGGACGUGGUGUUUGGUCUGGGCGGCGGGGUUGGGAGAGCUUGUGAGGAGUGGUCGGUAG
Didymella exigua CBS 183.55 is the source of this 2358-nucleotide messenger RNA. RefSeq names its product glycoside hydrolase family 81 protein. The transcript is spliced from 3 exons. Lineage: Eukaryota; Fungi; Ascomycota; Dothideomycetes; Pleosporales; Didymellaceae. Gene Ontology annotation, molecular function: glucan endo-1,3-beta-D-glucosidase activity; endo-1,3(4)-beta-glucanase activity. The record is from RefSeq and is a predicted model, not a curated record. Bases 1 to 2358 code for a protein of 785 amino acids. Gene Ontology annotation, cellular component: cell surface.